AUAAGAAAGUAAAACACAUUAAUAAAUUCGAUAACUUUCUUUUAAAUUACAGUUCUUUUCGAAACAAUCAAAUUAAAAAAUAGAAAACACAAACAUUGAAGAUGAAAAAAAUUUAACUAAUAACACUUCUACAUGCACAGUCCGUAUAUAGUCUAAAAUUUAACAGUCGGGAAGGAAAUAAUCUACAACACGGCUUCAAUUUUAGAGCCUCUGCCAGCUUUUAAAUGUGCCGUCUGGUAACCACCCCGCCCUUCUUCGCUCCAUCCUACCCGUUCACUUACAACACUCUUCUUGGAUACUCAAAAUUAUAAAUUCCUACAAUUCCCCUUUUAUCUCAUAAAUAAAGCCUAACUGUUAAUGCUAGUUCUUUGAUUCUACAUCGGUUUCUAAUCACUUUUACAGUCUAUUAUACAUUGUAUUUCGCUCUCUUCUCCCAUUUUUCCUUUGUGGGUUUUAUUACGCGGUUUUUUUUGGGAUCUUGGGUUUUUCUUUUUCCUUCUGUUUUUGCUUUCGUGAGAUCUUUUAAUUUUUCAUUAGGUUUACAUUGACCUUUUCAGUUCAGAGGGUAAACUUGACUUUUCAUACUAACUUAAUUGCCCGACCAGAAAAAGUGAAGAGAGCAUAAACGUCGUCUCGCUGCGAACUACAAGUUUCUGCUGCAGUUCCAUUAGCAAGGAUUUGGUGCUGGGUGAUCUGACCCAGUGCCCAAACCAAAAGGCAAGUUUGUCGAGGUAGCAAAUAUUUAAAAAGCAUGGGAAAAGCUUCAAGGGAUAAGAGGGAUAUCUACUACCGAAAAGCUAAAGAAGAAGGUUGGCGUGCUCGAAGUGCCUUUAAGCUUCUCCAAAUAGAUGAAGAAUUUAACAUUUUUGAAGGGGUAAAGCGCGUGGUAGAUUUAUGUGCUGCACCUGGUAGCUGGAGUCAGGUUUUGAGUCGUAAAUUAUAUCUACCAGCAAAGCUCACACAAGAUUCAAGGGAUGAUAAUCUUCCUCUUAUUGUGGCUAUUGACUUGCAACCUAUGGCUCCAAUUGAAGGUGUUAUCCAAGUACAGGGUGACAUCACUAAUGCUCGAACAGCUGAAGUGGUAAUUAGGCAUUUUGACGGCUGCAAGGCUGACCUGGUUGUAUGCGAUGGUGCACCUGAUGUAACUGGGCUUCAUGACAUGGAUGAGUUUGUUCAGUCCCAACUCAUACUAGCAGGCUUGACAAUUGUCACACACAUACUUAGAGAAGGUGGGAAAUUUAUUGCAAAGAUAUUUCGUGGAAAGGAUACAAGUCUUCUCUACUGCCAGCUCAAAUUAUUUUUCCCUGUUGUGACUUUUGCAAAACCUAAAAGUAGUCGUAAUUCUAGCAUUGAGGCAUUUGCAGUGUGCGAGAAUUAUUCCCCUCCAGAGGGAUUUAAUCCGAAAGACUUGCAUCGCCUUCUAGAAAAGGUGGGAAGUCCCUCAGGCAUGGAUGAUCUAGAUUGCAGCAGUGGAUGGCUGGAAGGACCAAAUAAGGUGUAUAUCCCAUUUCUAGCAUGUGGGGACCUUAGUGGGUAUGAUUCUGACCGAUCAUAUCCGCUACCGAAAGUUGCUGAGGGCACUUAUCAGAGCUUGGAUCCUGUCCAACCUCCGAUUGCCCCUCCAUACAAAAGAGCUCUCGAGAUGAAGAAAGCUUCUAAUCGUGGCAUCCGAGAGCUUGAAAAACUCUCCUUGGAUUCUUGAUUUUGCCUUGAAAAUAUUCUCUUCAACACUUGCAUCUAACGAAUUUAUAAGGUAUUAGUUUUGUUGUACUUGCACAUUACUGGCAGAAAACAGUAAUUACUCUGUCCCAAGUGUUUUUUCUCAUGAUGAUCAAUUAUAAAUGUCAUGAACAUUGUCAUC
Ricinus communis (castor bean) is the source of this 1861-nucleotide messenger RNA. Its product is annotated as putative tRNA (cytidine(32)/guanosine(34)-2'-O)-methyltransferase. The coding region runs from base 752 to 1702 and encodes 316 amino acids. Gene Ontology annotation, molecular function: tRNA methyltransferase activity. Gene Ontology annotation, biological process: tRNA methylation; cytoplasmic translation. Gene Ontology annotation, cellular component: cytoplasm. The record is from RefSeq and is a predicted model, not a curated record. NCBI's taxonomy places the organism in Eukaryota, Viridiplantae, Streptophyta, Magnoliopsida, Malpighiales, Euphorbiaceae. The transcript has 12 exons.